Messenger RNA from Anolis sagrei ordinatus, 1447 nucleotides. RefSeq names its product parathymosin (gene PTMS). NCBI's taxonomy places the organism in Eukaryota, Metazoa, Chordata, Lepidosauria, Squamata, Anolidae. The record is from RefSeq and is a predicted model, not a curated record.
CUGCCUGGUGCCGCCCCCUCCCUUUCCCGCGAGCGAACGAGCGAGCGCGCGCCCCUUCCUCCCUCCCUCCCUUUUACUCUCUCUCUCGCGCUCUCUCUCUCAUCCUCUCCGCCGCUGCCUCGUUCGCCUCCCUCCCUUUCCUCUCUGCCGCCUAAGGAUGUCGGAGAAGCCCGCCGAAGAGGCUCCGGUGGAGCUCGGGGCAGCCAAGGAUCUGAAAGAAAAGAAGGAGAAACAUGAGGAAAAGUCUGCCCGUAAAGAGAAGAAGGAGAUAGUAGAGGAUGAUGAAAAUGGAGCUGAGGAAGAGGAGGACGAUGAAGAUGCAAAUCCAGAGGAUGAUGAAGAUGAGGAUGAAGAAGAUGAAGAGAAUGAACAAGAACCAGACUCACAUGCCAUAAAACGAUCUGCAGAGAAAAAGCAGGAAGAGGAUGAAGUGGACCCAAAGAGAAAGAAAACAGAAAAUGGCGCCUCAGCUUGAUACCGUCCCAUCUGCACACACAUCCUCUUCUCCGUUGCCCAUCUGUCCACUCACCUUCAUUCCUCCACCUGUGCAGGCACCCACCUACGUGUUAUAGCUGCAGAUGAGGAACAGAAGGGGCUCGGUGUGCUUUCUGGCAAGGAUAGACAAAGCUGAAGAGUGCUCUUCCCUAGCUCCACAAUCUCUUCCAUGUUACAGUGCUCCCUUUCUCCCCUUCCCCUUGUCUCACAACUUCCAAGCUGCUGACCCUUUCUGCAUUCCUCUCCCUGUAGCCCUAGGCCCUCGAAGGUGGCUUCCUCUUCCCAGGCACCUUUUCACAGUUGCUGCCUAAUGGAAAUCCUCACACACCUCUGCUUCCGAACACCUCUGCUGCAAAAUGCUCCCUGCCCUGGGCAAACGUCUCCCUUUCCUUCUUUGGCUCCUUACAGAAUUCCACAAUUAUGUGGAAGUUUUAUGGUGCUGAAAGGAGUUAAAUCAAGUCUGGAUUUUACAGGCGAUGAAGGGCAGGGAAUCUUGUAGGGAUGUGUUCCCCAUCCUGUGGCUGGCUCCCUUUCCAUUGCUGGGGAAAAGGCUAAAAACUAAACAAAACAAAAAAAACGAGGACAAUACAAUUUAGAUAAAAACAUAUUGAGAGAGUUUUUGACUAAUACAUUUUGUACAAAUUUACAUGACAGGCAGCAAGCUGGAUCUGGUGAACUUUUUUUCUUCCAGAAAGCAAAGCUUGUUUUUAAUGUGUAAAGUAAUACAUGAUUCAGUGUGUUUCUUCAUUUUGAGUGUUUGCUUUUUUAAAAAUUAGGGACCAAAUUCUGAUUUCUCCCUUGUUCCCUUCGGGUUCUUCAGUUGUUGUUGUUGUUUUCUUUGUAAAUUAAAGCAGACCCAUCAACAGUAUUUUCUAUGCCACAGACAUUAUGAGGAUGAGAAAUAUAAAUAUAUAUAUUGUUUAGCACUGUAAAUAAAAACCUUUCAAAAAGA